UGCCUGCCCUUCGGGCAGGCGUGUUCGUAAAACAGUAAAAGCGAAUGUUUAGGAAAUGCGUGAAACCGGAAGGCAUUGCCAAAAUUCGUUUUCUUUUUUCCCUCCUUUGUUCGGCUGCCGAACGACAUGCGAAUGGGAUCAACAGCGAGUGCAUGCUCGGUUUGUAGAUCUCCAACUUUUUCACAGCAGGCACUCCCCAACCCCGAGCUUACAGCUCGCAGCGAAAAAUCGCUCGGCGAACGCGCAGCUAAUCGAUGAAUGAAGAGCAGCAACGAGGUGCUGAUCACGUGAGGGCGCCGUGGACUGGCGUGCCGCUGCCAUGAAUGUGUCCAUCCUGACGCCAUCAGGUCAGGUUGGCAGACACACACCGCACUCGCAUCGAUCUAUGGGGGACAGAUCAUCAACAGCAUUUCCUGCAUGUUUGUGUGUUUUGUCUGUGACCACAGGCCCGUCGCCUCUUGAUUCUUCGGGCGGCAUAUCGUCGCAGCAGCAGCUGGUCAUGCCGGGCCAAGUCAUCCCCACUCACUCGGGAUACAUGCGGUCAGCAAACACUGCAUUGCGGCAGCAGCAGCAGCACACGAGGCUUACCUGUGCGUUUGUCUGGUGUGCAGGGGUCACGGCACUACGGAGGAGAAUGGCCAGCUGAUAGCGACGGUGUGCGGCCUGGUGGAGCAAGUCAGUGCUCUCAUCUAUGUGCGACCACUCAGGAGCAGGUCAGUCAGUCAACCGGGCGUGCUGCUUUGAUCGAACUGACUGACAAAAGGCAUCGGAUUGCCGCACGCAGCUGCGCAUUUCUGUGCACAGGUAUGUGGGCGAGGUGGGCGAUGUCAUCGUCGGCCGAGUGGACGAGGUAAGGUGCUCGCACGCCCACCACCGACACACACACACAUACACACAGACACACACACCUGUGUGUGUGUGUGUGUGUGUGUAUAUUCCGUCGAUCGACAGAUCGGCAACGGUCGUUGGUACGUGGAGGUGUGCUCCAGCCAGAGGGCGCAGCUGCACCUCGCAGCCAUCAACCUCCCGGGAUCUGUACAGGUCAGCCGCGUAACAUACGAGCGAGUCGAGUCCAUCAGCCAUAUUCACCUAUGUGUGUGUUUAGCGUCGUCGGACAGAGGAGGAUGAGAAGGAGAUGAGGCGCUUCCUCGCAGAAGGCGACAUACUCUCGGUACGGAACCUCCGCACACCCGUACGCACCCAGGCACCUAGGCAGCCAGGCAGGAGUUGACCUCUGUGUGAUUUGAUGCCGCAGACUGAGGUGCAGCGUGUGCAGAGCGACGGGCUGAUCCUCCUGCACACCAGAAGCGCCAAGUACGGCAAGGUCAGGCCACCUCAUGUCAGAGACACACACAGACAGACACACAGCCGCCUGGACCGGUCUCCAUUGCAUUGACUGCAGCUGGAGAAUGGAUGCCUCGUGCAAGUGCCGCCGCAGCUGGUAUGGCCGUUUGUGCGCCUACUGCAUGCCAUCCAUCCAUCCAUCUGUCUGUCUGUCUGUCUGUGUGUCCGUGUGCCGUAGGUCCGCCGUCAGGCCUCGCACAUGGUCAACCUACCCUGCGAACCGCCCGUUGGCGUCGUGCUCGGAAACAACGGGUAAGUCCUGCCUGCCCAGAGGGCCUCUUAGGGUCGUAUAAGGUGCACGAGUGUGUGUGUAUGGUGUGUCUUUCAGGUACAUCUGGGUUGGCCUGCCCCAGCGUGAGUCGGCCCGAGACACCAUCAACUACGCCCUUGGGGAGGUCACUUACCAGGUGAACGAAACAACACAAGACAACACCACGGCACAGAUGUCACUGUGUGAGCUGGUGUCCAUUGAGUGAUGGUUAUGCGGUGUGGCUGUGUGUAUGCAGGCGGUGUCGCCGCCUCAGCGGCAGGCCAUCUGCCGUGUCCGCAACUGCAUCGCCGCACUGAGUGCCCACUACCUGCAGCUCACCCCUCAGGUAGGGUAGGUCACCUGAGUGGGCCGCUCGGCGUCUCAUGUGUCUCAUUCAGUGUGUCUUCUGAUAUGUUCGGAUGUGUGUGGUGGUUGUGUGCAGUCGAUAAUGGAUGUGUAUAGCGCGUCGGUGCGCGGCAAGCUGGAGGUCAGCUCGCUGACGAACCCUGAAGUGGUGAGAGACCUUAUCAGAGAGUAUAUCAAGACCAAAACCUGACUGACUGUGUGACGGCGUGUAGUUGAUCCAUGUACUAUGCAUCAUUAAAGUCGCAGAUACGCU
Vitrella brassicaformis is the source of this 2213-nucleotide messenger RNA. The record is from the annotation of a GenBank genome assembly. NCBI's taxonomy places the organism in Eukaryota, Vitrellaceae.